GCCGCCGCCAGUCAUGCGCGGGGGAUGACCCCUCUUCCGCUCGACACCGGUGGAUCAGCAGAGCCCACCGUCGCACUGAAUAGAUGAACCUCGGGAAAAUGGCGGCUGACAAAGGGAAGCUGGCUGGUCGAAUGCGCUGGUGGCAUCAGUUUCUGUCGCCUGAUCGCCGCUCGCAUAUACUCCACCGGGUACUCAGGCACCUGCGAGGAACUAAAGUGUCCGUGGCUCUUAGCCUGGUGGCGCUGUUCACGACGCUGGGGGACGCCCUCCUGUCCGAGUCGCUGGCCGAGGCCCAGUUCGGGCUUCGGUACGCGCAGGCCGUGCUGGCCACGCUGCCGCUGCAGUGGCUGUUCGCGGGCCGCGUAGACGUGCUGCUGGACAACCUGCAGCGCCUCGAAGAGGUGACCGCCCGCGUGGAGCGCAUCGCUGGUCACGAAACCAAGGAGAGGCUGGACCGUCUUGCGCGAUGGGACGCCCACCGCACGCAGCUCUACUUGGUGUGCUCGACGCUGGUGCAGCUCACGGUGCUCUACGACCUAGCCAUGAGUGAGUGGAAGGGCCGGUGGCUGGCGGACGCCGCAGCCACACUGUUAGGCUUCCGCGUGGAUGUCUGGCUGUCCAGGACCUUCCUGUUCAUGCUGGGCUGCGCCACGUACGCGUGCUGCCUGGCGUACUACACCAUGCUGUCCUUCAUCUUGACCCAGAGCUCCACUACCAUGGAGCUGCACGUCGCCAUCGGUCAAGCUGUGCAGACUGGGCCUUGUUCGCGGCGGUGGGCGUUGCUGCAGGGAAGCGUGUUCGAAGCCGCGCUAGGGGCGGAAGCCGACAUAGCCUACGUUCUGCCGUUCAUGAUGUUCGGUGCCAUCAUCAUGCCGUUAUUAAGCACCGUUGAGGUUCUAUUGAAGCGAGAGGAUGUGGACUGGUUCGCGCUGGCUCUCGCGCCUGCCAUCUUCACCGAAUUCAUCCCGUUGUGUGAGGCGGGGGACGGCCUGGCUGAGGCCAGACUUGGCAUUACCACUUGCGCUUACCACGGGCCGUGGCUGUCGGAACACACCGUCCAGCGCCGUAUGCGUCUUUGCUUCAUGCAGGCUGGGGAAGGACGGGCGCUGCGGCUUCGGGGACAAGGCAUUGGUACCCUCAACAGAUUCGCCUGCAAGGAAACCAUCCGAUCCUGGUUUAGCUUUGUUCAAAUCCUCAUCAACAUUCAGGCCUAG
This is a messenger RNA of Thrips palmi, 1214 nucleotides long. RefSeq lists its product as uncharacterized. The record is from RefSeq and is a predicted model, not a curated record. The coding region runs from base 84 to 1214 and encodes 376 amino acids. NCBI's taxonomy places the organism in Eukaryota, Metazoa, Arthropoda, Insecta, Thysanoptera, Thripidae. The transcript is spliced from 7 exons.